AUGGAGGACCCCGAUGUACAACCUGGUGAAGAUCUGGUGAUAAAGCCCUUGAAUUUUGACCACCAGUUCGCUGAAAGUCCGGCAGAAAGUGUGAGUAAGGUUGCUAAGCCUAGGAAAUUUAGUGAAGCAGCGGAGACAAAAGUCUCAACCCCGGCUAAUUCAACCAGGAAGAGAAGUGAUCCUAGGAAUGGAUCUGAAUUAAGUUCAGGUUUUGCCAAAUCAACUGUAUCUUCUUCAUUGAGAUCAUCCAGUUCUGCUGCUGCUCCAAGAAGAAACAGCACAGGGGGCAUGUAUGAGAAGUCAUCAGCCUCUAGUGCAAGACUUCAGAACAAUGCUAGUUCUACUGCAGGCAAGAAAACCACCACCCUGUCGGCUACUGAAUCAGUUAGGCGGUCCCUACCGGAACUCAGAAGAAGUUCACUGCCUUCAGUGGCGCCAAAACCCACAUCCAGAGCAAACCUUCCAGAGACUAGGAAGUCCGUUCCAGUGUCUCUAGUUGGUCGAAGCUUAAGUACAUCAACUGCAUCUGAUUCAAGCUUUCAAAAAACUGUGAGAAAGUCCAGUGUAAAGUCAUCGUUAUCAGCCUCUUCAUCUUUGAAAAAGCUUACUUCUUCAUCACUGGACAGCACUGCGAGCAGCACAAGUAGAAAGACAAUUUCAAAGGUUUCUUCUCCAACCACACGCUCACCUGCUGUAUCCAGUGGUUUAAGAGCUGGGUCUUUGUCAACAUCCCUGGAUUGGAGUUCUAAUUUAUCUGGGCGGAAAAAAGCGGUGACCCCAGACAGGAGAGAUUCACGUUUUGUUGUUCUUCCCCAGGUGGAGACAAAAGCUGGUGAUGAUCUGAGAUUGGAUCUUAGAGGCCAUAGAGUGUGCAGCCUUAAUGCUAGUGGCUUGAACUUGUCACCAAAUCUAGAGUUUGUUUAUCUCAGAGAUAAUCUCUUAUCAACAGUGGAAGGUGUUGAAAUAUUGACACGAGUGAAGGUUCUUGAUUUGAGCUUUAAUGAUUUUAAAGGGCCUGGAUUUGAACCUCUUGCAAAUUGCAAAGCUUUACAGCAAUUAUAUCUUGCUGGGAAUCAAAUCACUUCACUUGCAAGUUUACCUGAGCUACCGAACUUGGAGUUUCUCUCUGUUGCUCAAAACAAGUUGAAGUCCCUUUCGAUGGCAAGUCAACCUCGACUACAGGUUUUAGCUGCCAGCAAAAACAGAAUAUCAACUCUAAAGGGUUUUCCUUAUCUUCCUGUUCUUGAGCAUUUACGAGUGGAGGAGAACCCUAUACUUAAGAUGUCUCAUCUGGAAGCAGCUUCCAUUUUGCUUGUUGGGCCUACCUUGAAGAAAUUUAAUGAUAGAGAUCUUUCCCGAGAUGAGCUAGCACUUGCAAAGCGUUAUCCUGCACAUACAGCUUUGUGCAUUAGGGAUGGGUGGGAGUUUUCUCGUCCAGACAAUGCUGCAGAUUCCACAUUUUGCUUUCUUUUUGAGCAAUGGAAGGAUCGUUUUCCUCCUGGUUAUCUGCUUAAAGAAGCCUCCAUUGACAAACCUUUUGAGGAGGAUGCUUGUCUCUGUCACAUUGUUUUUGUUCAAGAGAGCACACUGAGCACUGAUUCAGAUAUAAUCUUAAAGUAUCAAUGGUUUCUGGGGGAGAGAACACUUUCAAAUUUCACUGCUAUUCCUGAUGCCAGUGGCGAGGUUUACUGGCCAAAGCAUGAAGACAUUAAUAAAAUAUUGAAAGUGGAAUGUACUCCAGUUUUAGGUGAAACUGAAUAUCCUCCAAUUUUUGCUAUAUCAUCUCCAGUUGCACGAGGGAAUGGAAUUCCAAAGGUUUUAAACCUUGAAGUACUUGGUGAACUGGUGGAAGGUAAUGUAAUCAAGGGUCAUGCUAAGGUUGCAUGGUGUGGUGGGACUCCUGGGAAGGGUGUUGCUAGCUGGUUAAGGAGAAGAUGGAACAGCAGCCCAGUGGUAAUUGCUGGAGCAGAGGAUGAAGAGUAUCAGUUGACCAUAGAUGACACUGACUCCAGUUUGGUCUUUAUGUACACACCAGUAACAGAAGAAGGUGCCAAAGGGGAGCCACAGUAUAAGUAUACCGAUUUUGUAAAAGCAGCUCCUCCAUCCGUCAAUAAUGUCCGAAUUAUUGGAGAUGCUGUAGAAGGGAAUGUCGUCAGAGGAGUUGGCAAUUACUUUGGAGGACGAGAGGGUCCCAGCAAGUUUGAGUGGCUACGUGAGAAUAAGGAGACUGGAGACUUUCUGAUCGUGACAAGUGGUACAUCUGAGUAUACCUUGACCAAAGAAGAUGUUGGGAGACGCUUGGCUUUCGUAUAUAUACCUAUGAACUUUGAAGGACAGGAAGGGGAAUCUGUGUCAAUAGUCUCUGGUACUGUGAGGCAGGCUCCACCAAAAGUGACAAAUGUUAAGAUAAUUGGUGAUUUGAGGGAGAACAGUAAGAUUACUGUGACUGGUACUGUCACAGGAGGCACUGAAGGUUCAAGUAGAGUACAAUGGCUUAAAACAAAUUCUUCAGUACUUAAUGGUGAGAAUGAGCUUGAAGCAAUGAGCACGUCCAAGGUUGCCAAGGCAUUCCGCAUACCUUUAGGAGCAGUUGGCUAUUAUAUCAUUGCAAAGUAUACUCCGAUGACUCCUUAUGGUGAAUCUGGUGAACCAGUUUAUGUUAUAUCAGAAAGAGCAGUAGAGACUCUCCCCCCCAGUCUGAAUUUCUUAUCUAUCACGGGUGAUUAUAGUGAAGGUGGUAUAUUGACAGCAUCAUAUGGCUAUAUAGGGGGUCAUGAAGGAAAAAGUAUCUACAAUUGGUACCUUCAUGAGGUUGAAAAUGACACAGGCACUUUGAUUCAUGAGGUUCGGGGGCUUCUUCAGUACCAAGUAACCAAAGAUGCAAUUGGUAAAUUCAUCUCCUUUCAGUGUAUUCCGGUGCGUAAUGAUGGGAUUGUAGGUGAGCCAAGAACCUGCUUGGGACAAGAAUGCAUUCGUCCAGGAAGUCCAAGAUUGCUAGCGCUGCAGAUUGUUGGAAAUGCUGUUGAAGGAACUAUUUUGAGUGUUGAGAAAAAGUACUGGGGUGGUGAAGAGGGAGAUUCGGUUUUUCGCUGGUUCCGGACUAGUUCAGAUGGUUCUCAAUGUGAGAUUAAUGGGGCUAAUGGCUCAUCAUAUAUGCCGUCAAUUGAUGAUAUUGGCUUCUUUAUUUCGAUCUCAUGCGAGCCUGUGAGAAAUGAUUGGGCUCGCGGUCCCAUUGUUCUUUCAGAACAAAUUGGGCCUGUUGUAGCUGGUCUUCCUACUUGUCAGUCGCUGGAGUUUCUUGGAUCAAUGAUGGAGGGACAACGUUUGAGCUUCAUUGCUUCAUAUAUCGGAGGGGAGAGGGGAGACUGUUUGCAUGAAUGGUUUAGACUGAAAACCAAUGGGAUCAAGGAGAAACGAAGUAGUGAUGAAUUUCUGGAUUUAACUAUUGAUGAUGUGGGAAAAAAUAUUGAACUUGUUUACACUCCCAUUCGCAAAGAUGGAGUCAAAGGGAAUCCUAGGAGCAUAAUAUCUGAUGAGAUUUUUCCUGCGGAUCCAGUAGGUUUGGACCUUGUCAUUCCUGAUUGCCAUCAGAACCUGGAGACUGUCCCACAGAAAACAUAUUUUGGUGGACAGGAAGGUGUUGGAGAGUAUACAUGGUAUAGAACAAAGACCAAAAUAAAUGGGUCUGUGUUGGCAGAUAUAUCUAGUUCUUCUGAAGAUGUUAUCUGUGGUCAGACAUCCAUGUAUACUCCAUCACUUGAAGAUGUGGAUGCUUAUUUAGUAUUACAUUGGAUACCCACUCGUGUUGACGGGAAAUCAGGAAAACCAUUAGUUGCAAUUUCCAACUCACCAGUUAUUCCAGCACCUCCCGUAGUUUCUAGUGUUUGUGUGAAUAAGCUGGAUUCAGGGAUGUACUCUGGGGAGGGAGAAUAUUCUGGUGGCUAUGAGGGAUCAAGUCUCUUUAGUUGGUAUAGAGAAACUAAUGAUGGAACAAUCAUUCUCAUCAAUGGGGCUAAUGCUAAAACUUAUGAAGUUACUGAUGCAGAUUAUAACUGCCGUUUGUUGUUUGGGUACACACCAGUUCGAUCAGAUUCAGUUGUUGGAGAACUUAGGCUGUCUGAACCUUCUGAAAUUGUUUUCCCUGAGCUUCCAAUGGUAGAGAUGCUUGCUGUUACCGGAAAGGCAAUAGAAGGUGAUGUACUAACUGUUGUUGAAGUGAUUCCAAAAACUGAAACCCAGCAAUGCGUUUGGAGCAAGUACAAGAAAGAUGUGUUCUAUCAGUGGUUCUUUUCAUCAGAAACAGGGGAUAGAACAUCCUUUGAGCCCUUACCCUCGCAACGCUCCUGUUCUUUUAAAGUUCGCUUUGAGGACAUCGGUAGAUGCCUAAAAUGUGAAUGCAUUGUGACCGAUGUCUUUGGAAGGUCAAGUGAGACAGUAUAUGCUGAGACUGCUCCUGUAUUGGCAGGUUUUCCAAGAAUUGAUAAGCUUGAGAUUGAAGGGAGGGGAUUUCACACCAAUUUAUAUGCCGUACUUGACACUUAUUUUGGAGGAAAAGAAGGAAAAAGUAAAAUUCAGUGGCUUAGGUCAAUGGUUGGCAGUCCUGAUCUUAUCUCCAUACCAGGUGAAACAGGGAGGAUGUAUGAAGCAAAUGUUGAUGAUGUAGGGUACAGGUUGGUUGCUAUUUAUACACCAGUAAGGGAGGAUGGCAUUGAGGGGCAACCUACUUCUGCAUCAACUGAGCCAAUUGUAGUUGAGCCUGAUGUUUACAAAGAAGUGAAACAGAAGCUUGAUCUUGGAUCUGUAAAGUUUGAGGUAUUAUGUGACAAGGACCGCAGCCCGAAAAAGGUUCCAGGAGAAGGGUGUCUUGAGAGAAGAAUCCUGGAAAUUAACAGAAAACGAAUCAAGGUGGUGAAGCCGGGUUCAAAGACUUCUUUUCCUACUACUGAAAUACGCGGAACCUAUGCUCCGCCCUUUCAUGUGGAAACUUUCCGUAAUGACCAACGCCGACUUAAGAUAGUGGUGGACAGUGAGAGCGAGGUAGACCUCGUAGUGCAGUCACGAUACCUCCGAGACGUUAUUGUUCUUGUGAUCCGUGGUCUUGCUCAGCGGUUCAAUAGUACAUCUCUCAAUUCUCUCCUUAAGAUAGAGACAUAAAUCUUGGUCAUAAAACACAAAAGCACAAAAGAGCAAUCAAACUGUAGGUUUCCUUUUUAGGUCUCUAUGCUUUCUCUCACCGAAGGUUUUCAUCGGUGUCGGUGCCAUUGACAUCAUUGUUUUUGCUUGUUAACAGUAUAUAUUAUCCGGUGUUCUGCUUGCAAAGCAUCGGCGGUGCGGUGUUUCACUUGUGUGUACAUUAUUCAUUUGAAUAAUAAUAUUCUAUUGACAAUUGUCUCACUA
Messenger RNA from Hibiscus syriacus, 5397 nucleotides. RefSeq names its product 187-kDa microtubule-associated protein AIR9-like. Gene Ontology annotation, molecular function: protein binding. NCBI's taxonomy places the organism in Eukaryota, Viridiplantae, Streptophyta, Magnoliopsida, Malvales, Malvaceae. The transcript is spliced from 37 exons. The record is from RefSeq and is a predicted model, not a curated record. The coding region runs from base 1 to 5154 and encodes 1717 amino acids. Gene Ontology annotation, cellular component: plasmodesma; plasma membrane.